This is a messenger RNA of Topomyia yanbarensis, 2784 nucleotides long. RefSeq lists its product as uncharacterized. NCBI's taxonomy places the organism in Eukaryota, Metazoa, Arthropoda, Insecta, Diptera, Culicidae. The transcript has 3 exons. Gene Ontology annotation, molecular function: nucleic acid binding; zinc ion binding. Gene Ontology annotation, biological process: DNA integration. The record is from RefSeq and is a predicted model, not a curated record. Bases 1 to 2784 code for a protein of 927 amino acids.
AUGAGUACGAGUGCUGCGGAUACAACUGAAACCGAAUCAGUUCACAUGAGUUCCCAUCUUCCGGGAAUCGAAAGGCUCGCCGGUCGCGACAACUGGCCCACGUGGAAGUUUGCAGUGCAAACGUUCCUGGAGUUAGAGGACCUUUGGAGUGCGGUGAAACCGACGGAAAAUGCAAACGGAACCAGACAAGCAGUUGAUGUCGCGAAAGACCGUCGUGCGCGAGCAAAAAUUAUUUUACUCCUCGAUCCGAUCAACUAUGUGCACGUCAAAGAAGCGGCAACGGCUAGAGAUGUUUGGUUAAAACUCGAGGACACAUUCGAAGACAAAGGGCUGACGCGAAAAGUCGGCCUCCUACAUAAACUUAUUAGGGCAGAUCUGACAUCCUGCUCAUCCAUGGAUGAAUACGUCAAUCAGAUUGUAUCCACCGCACAUCAACUAGAAGGAAUCGGUUUCCCUAUAUCAGAGGAGUGGAUCGGAACAUUGUUGUUGGCCGGUCUUCCGGAAGAAUAUCGUCCGAUGAUAAUGGCCCUCGAAAACUCGGGUAUUGCCAUCACCGGAGAUGCCAUAAAGACGAAACUGCUUCAGGAACUGAAAUUUUCGACUCAAGAUUUAGCACUGGCAGUGAACAGGAAGCAAAAGUUCCGCUGGAAUAGACAACUAAGCGAUUCACCAGAAAGCGGCGGGAGCAAGCACAAAAACGAUCUUCCCAAAGGGCCGAAGUGUCGGAAAUGCCAAAAAUAUGGGCACAUUGCUCGCGAUUGCAGAAGUUUCAAGCAGGCUAACUUGUCGAAAGAAUCAUUAUGCGUUGUGCUUUCGAUGAUUCCAUCUGGAAAGGAAACGGACUGGUUCAUUGACUCAGGUGCAAGUGUGCACAUGACCAGUCACCGCGAGUUUCUACAACAUGUAAAGCCGUCAUCCGGAGCAGUAGUAGCUGCUAACGGAGGAAACAUGAAAGGAUACACAAUUAUCUUUACAAUCGCUGGAUGCCAAGUAAUUAACCGGAAUGGUGAUAUCAUUGCCACAGCUAAGCGUGAAAACGACCUCUUCAAACUUGAACAACGGCAACAAGAUACCAAGAUCGGAUUGGCUUGUUCGUCUGCGGUCGACUUGGAAGUUUGGCAUCAGCGACUAGGUCACUUGAAUCUAAACAGUGUACGCAAACUGGCUAGUGGGAUGGCGAAAGGUGUGACGAUCGUAGGAGCUGAUCCUGGUGAUUGCAAGGUGUGCCCGAUGGGUAAACACUAUCGGCAACCGUUUAGCAAGAGAGGUUCGCGUGCGUCCGAGGUGCUCGAAGUAGUUCAUACUGAUAUUUGCGGACCUAUGGAAGUGAACUCCAACAGCGGAAGCAGAUUCUACAUUGUCUUCGUGGAUGACCGAUCGCGAAAAAUGUGGGUGUAUUUCUUAAAGACAAAAGCGGAACCAGAAGUUUUGAGAGUUUUCAAAGAGUUUCACGCACUGGUGGAACGUCAAUCUGGUCGCAAACUGAAAGUAAUACGAAGCGACAACGGGAGAGAAUACGUGAACAACGGUUUCCAGAGUUACCUGAAACGGCAUGCAAACCGCAAGAGAAACGUCGAAAUAAAUAUAGUGCAAUUGGACAUCGGGGAAGAUGUGGUGCCAAAUGUAAGGGGUCCGGAGAAUCGAAUCGAACAGAUAGAUGAUGACUCCAACGACGAGAAUUUUUUCGACACGGACUGUGUUGGGGAAAUCGACGACAGCGUAACUGAAUUCCGCGGGUUUGACGAUACAACUGGUGCAGUGAUCAGUGAUUCCGUUGUGCUCCCACCGCAAACAUCUUCAAAUCCACCGCAAUCACCGGUGUUGAGGCGCAGUGGUCGGGAGCACAGGCGUCCAGGCAAGUACGAUGAUUUUGAAGUUUCAUACAGAGAUUUGCCGCCUUCGAAUUUGUUACAGGAAACCUUCUCAGAUGUGCCCAAUGACGAUGAGAGUCAGUAUGAUUUAUCUGAAGGACCCGAUUCCCAGGGUCAGGUCAACCACAAGUUGAGCUGUGCAGUAUCGACAGUCAGGAGUCUAUUAAUUGAUGGCGAUCCUCUUUCUCACGAUGAAGCGCUAGCUCGGGAGGACUCAGCAAACUGGAAAAAGGCUAUGUUUGACGAGUACGAGGCGCUUCUAGCAAACAACACUUGGACAUUGACUGAAUUGCCAAGCGGAAGGAAAAGUAUUAAGUGUAAGUGGGUCUUUAAGACCAAGUACGACGCAAAUGGCAAUGUAGAUCGGCACAAAGCGCGUCUAGUUGUGAAAGGCUAUUCGCAGCGAAAGGGAGUUGACUACGACGAAACCUACUCUCCAGUAGUUCGUCACAGUUCUCACCUGUUUGCACUUUCCGCCAGGUAUAAUUUGCCGAUGGACCAAAUGGAUGCCACUACUGCGUUCCUUCAAGGCGAAUUAGAGGAGGAAAUUUUUAUGGAACAGCCACCCUGCUUCGAGAAACCAAAUCAACGAGGAAUGGUAUGUCGUUUGAAUAAAGCUCUUUAUGGUCUGAAACAGUCCAGCCGCGUUUGGAAUGCAAAGUUAAAUGCAGCUUUGAAGCGUUUCGGUUUAAUAUCCUCGAAGUUCGAUCCAUGUCUCUACUAUCGGAUCGCAAAAGGAAAAAUUUUGUUUAUUGCUAUCUAUGUUGACGACGUAUUCAUUGUCUAUAAUGACGAAGCGCUUAUGAAUGAGAUCAAGCUGAAGUUGAGUGAUACAUUCCGCAUGAAGGACUUGGGACCGAUCAGCAGCUGCAGGACGCCAAACCGGUUUGAACUCCAUCCAAUCCAAGUAUAA